AUGCAGCAAGCAGUCCCGAGGGUUCUCGCCCCUAAAGAAGCAAUAAUAUUCAUGCCCGUCUUCCCCGCCACGGGACCCCGCUGUCGCUUUUCCCUUCAAGCGCGCGCGGGCAAUUUUCGUCUCCGCACCCUCACUCCGUGCUUUUCCCGUUCUUUCAACUUCUCCUCCGCACGAGGGGUUAGAGGAAUUGCUAUAUCGUCGUCGUCAUUUCCCGGUCGGCCUCCGCUGAGUUCAGCUUUUUUAAGCCCCACGGCCGCCUCUUCCCAUCGCACGUUCUGCAGUUCCGCAAUCAUGGCAGCCAAGAUUGACGGCACCGCGAUUGCCAAGAGCAUCCGUGAGGGCCUGAAGACAGAGAUUGAGAAGACUCAAGUUACCAAUCCUCGAUUCAAGCCCAGUCUGGUCAUUUUUCAGGUUGGAAACCGGUCCGAUUCUAGUACCUAUGUGCGCAUGAAGCUGAAGGCCUGCGAGGAGGCCAACAUCAUCUGCACUCUGAUCAACGUUCCCGAGACCAGCACCGAGCUGGAGCUUCUCCAGGAGAUCACAAAGGCCAACAAUGAUCCCUCCGUCCACGGUAUCUUGGUCCAGCUACCCCUCCCUUCCCACAUGUCCGAGCAUGCGAUCACCUCGGCUGUCUCAGACGCGAAGGAUGUCGAUGGAUUCGGUGCCAUCAACAUUGGUGAGCUGGCCAAGCGUGGCGGCCGCCCGCUCUUUGUUCCCUGCACCCCACUCGCCGUCAUGGAGCUCCUGAAGGCCAGCGGAGUUGAUCCCGCUGGCAAGGAGGCGGUUGUCCUGGGCCGCAGUGACAUUGUUGGUAGCCCUGUUAGCUACCUCCUCAAAAAUGCCGACGCCACUGUCACCCUGUGUCACUCCAAGACCCCUGAUAUCGCUCGUGUGGUCAAGAACGCCGACAUCGUUGUCGCUGCCAUUGGACAGACUGAGAUGGUAAAGGGUGACUGGUUGAAGCCCGGUGCCGUCGUCAUUGAUGUCGGAAUCAACUACAAGCCUGAUGCAACGAAGAAAUCAGGCCAGCGCUUGGUUGGUGAUGUGGAUUUCGAGUCUGCCUUCCAGGUCGCCUCUCAGAUUACCCCCGUUCCUGGUGGUGUUGGCCCUAUGACCGUUGCCAUGCUCCUCAAGAACGUCGUCCACGCCGCCAAGUCCUACUUCGAGAAGCAGAAGGACCGUCACAUCACUCCACUUCCCAUUCGAUUGGAGCGCCCCGUCCCAUCCGACAUCGCCAUCUCUCGUGCUCAGUACCCCAAGCCCAUCACCCAGGUUGCAUCGGAGGUUGGCAUUGCUUCUCAUGAGCUUGAGCCUUAUGGCCACACGAAGGCCAAGGUUAAUUUGAGUGUUUUGGAUCGUCUUUCUCACCGUCGCAAUGGACGCUAUAUCCUGGUUUGCGGUAUUACACCCACUCCCCUCGGUGAGGGCAAGUCCACCACCACUCUCGGUCUUACCCAGGCCCUGGGUGCUCACUUGAAUCGCAUUACUUUCGCCAAUGUCCGACAGCCCAGCCAAGGCCCGACUUUUGGUAUCAAGGGCGGUGCUGCUGGUGGUGGCUAUAGUCAGGUCAUUCCCAUGGAUGAGUUCAAUCUGCACUUGACCGGUGACAUUCACGCCAUUACCGCGGCCAACAACCUGCUCGCCGCUGCCAUUGAAACCCGCAUGUUUCACGAGUCCACCCAAAAGGAUGGUCCGCUGUACAAGCGUCUUGUUCCCGCCAGCAAGGGCAAGCGUGAGUUCAAGCCCAUUAUGUUCCGCCGACUCAAGAAGCUCGGCAUUGACAAGACCAACCCGGAUGACCUCACCGAGGAGGAGAUCCGUCGCUUCGCCCGCCUGGACAUCGACCCGGAGACCAUCACCUGGCGCCGUGUCCUUGAUGUCAACGACCGCCACCUCCGUGGCAUCACCGUUGGUCAGGCCCCCACAGAGAAGGGUCUUUCUCGCGAGACCGGAUUCGAUAUUUCCGUCGCCAGUGAGUGCAUGGCUAUCCUUGCCCUAAGCAACAGCCUGGAUGAUAUGCGUGAGCGUCUUGGUCGCAUGGUUGUUGCAACCUCCCGGAGUGGGGACCCCGUUACUUGCGAUGACAUUGGCGCUGGUGGUGCCCUGGCUGCUUUGAUGAAGGACGCUAUUAAGCCAAACCUGAUGCAGAGUCUGGAGGGAACCCCCGUUUUGGUACACGCUGGCCCCUUCGCCAAUAUCAGUAUCGGUGCUAGCUCGGUCAUUGCCGACAAGCUCGCCCUCAAGCUGGCUGGUACCGAGCCUGAUGAGGACCACGAUGCUAAGACUGGUUUCGUCGUGACUGAGGCAGGCUUCGAUUUCACCAUGGGCGGUGAGCGUUUCUUCAACAUCAAGUGCCGAUCAUCGGGCUUGUCCCCUGACACCGUUGUCAUUGUGGCUACGGUCCGUGCGCUCAAGGUGCACGGCGGUGGUCCCGAGAUCACUCCCGGCGGUGCCCUCCACGAGAUCUACCGCACCGAGAAUGUUGAUAUUCUCCGCGCAGGCUGCAUCAACCUGCGCAAGCAUAUCGCCAAUGCCAAGCAGUACGGCGUGCCGGUUGUUGUGGCCAUCAACCGUUUCGAGACCGACACUGAGGCUGAGAUUGCCGUCAUCAAGGAGGAGGCCAUCGCUGCGGGUGCGGAGGACGCCAUUCCCGCUAACCACUGGGCUGAUGGUGGAGCGGGCGCCGUCGACCUUGCCAAGGCUGUGCUCGCCUCUAGCUCCAAGCCUAAAGACUUCAAGCUACUGUAUGACCUAAACGGCAGCAUCCAGGAGCGCAUCGAACGUAUCGGCAAGGCCAUGUACGGUGCUGAGAAGGUGGAGUUCAGCGAGCUGGCGCAGAAGAAGGUUGAUACCUACACGCAGCAGGGUUUCGCCAAUCUGCCGAUCUGUAUUGCCAAGACGCAAUACUCGCUCAGUCACGACCCGGCCCUGAAGGGCGCCCCGACUGGGUUCACUGUGCCCAUUCGGGAUGUUAGAUUGGCUGUGGGCGCUGGAUAUCUCUACGCCCUAGCUGCUGAUAUCCAGACGAUCCCCGGUCUGCCCACUGCUCCGGGCUACCUUAAUGUGGACAUUGAUACCGAGACCGGGGAGAUCGACGGUCUAUUCUAG
This is a messenger RNA of Penicillium macrosclerotiorum, 3108 nucleotides long. RefSeq names its product C-1-tetrahydrofolate synthase. NCBI's taxonomy places the organism in Eukaryota, Fungi, Ascomycota, Eurotiomycetes, Eurotiales, Aspergillaceae. The record is from RefSeq and is a predicted model, not a curated record. Gene Ontology annotation, cellular component: cytosol. Gene Ontology annotation, biological process: tetrahydrofolate interconversion. The transcript is spliced from 5 exons. The coding region runs from base 1 to 3108 and encodes 1035 amino acids. Gene Ontology annotation, molecular function: methylenetetrahydrofolate dehydrogenase (NADP+) activity; methenyltetrahydrofolate cyclohydrolase activity; ATP binding.